CUUUUCUCACGAGGACCCGGUCACGCGCCGUGGCAAACCAAAUAAAUUUCAAUCGGAAUUAAUCUCCAUACAACUAACCCAUAGUUAACAAUCAGCACCAACAAUCCCAUACAGGAUUGAAGUGAAGUUAGUUAAAAAGUUACGGGUAGUGUAAAGAGAACCAAAAGCAAGCCUAAACAAAACAAAAUGUCUAACUUUGAAGCCAGAAAGCUCUUUGAAAAUAUAGUAGAAGAUGUUAUUAAUGACUCUCGACAAGACUUUGAAGAUAGUGGAAUAGAUGAAUCAACAUUACAAGAAUUACGAAGAAUAUGGUGUGAGAGAUUAAGUCAAUCGCAAGUAGCCAAAUUUUCAUGGGAUGACGAAGAACCUGAAGAGCCUCCAUCAGUAUCUGUUGGAGGAGGAUUAAAUUAUCCACUUGUAAGUAAUAAAUCAGAUAUUGUUGGAGGAGGAGGUGGAGGUGGAGGAUUAAAUACUCCUGAUGAUACCAGUAAUGGAAAUGUCUUAUCUUAUGGAAAUGUAACCGAUAGUAUUGGACUCGAAUUACUGAAACCAGAAGUGGAUGAAGAUAAUAGUACGGGAUUAUUAUUACCUAAGAUAAAUCAAGCCGAUGGAACUGUAGAAUUCACUAUGUAUAGUGAAACAAGUAAAGCUAAAGAACUUAUACAUAAGCUUAAACAGAAUAGUAAUAACCAACAAAGGAUAAAUCAAACCGACGGAACGUUUGGUGAUGACGAUGAUGGAGAUGACGAUAUUUUCAAUGACUCUGAUGAUAUCAAUUCCGAUUUAGAUGAUGAUUUAGAAAGUGAUAAAUCCGAUGGAGAAAGUGGAGAACAAGAAGGACAACUCAUGUUAUGUUUAUAUGAUCGAGUUCAAAGAAUUAAGAAUAAAUGGAAAUUCAAUUUAAAGGAAGGUAUUGCUAAUAUUGAUGGAAGAGAUUAUGUAUUUCAUAAGGCUACAGGAGAGAGUGAGUGGUAACGUCUGUGUAUUAUAAACAAAUAAAUAAAUAAGCAACUAAGUAAGUAACUAUAUAUAUAUAUAUAUAUAUAUCAUUAAAAAUUCGGAAUAUGAAUAUCUAAUAUCUGUCUCUUAUCAUCCGGUAAAGGAUUGCCAUUAUUAAA
Messenger RNA from Scheffersomyces amazonensis, 1118 nucleotides. Its product is annotated as transcription initiation factor IIA large subunit. NCBI's taxonomy places the organism in Eukaryota, Fungi, Ascomycota, Pichiomycetes, Serinales, Debaryomycetaceae. The transcript has a single exon. Gene Ontology annotation, cellular component: transcription factor TFIIA complex. The coding region runs from base 187 to 975 and encodes 262 amino acids. The record is from RefSeq and is a predicted model, not a curated record. Gene Ontology annotation, biological process: transcription initiation at RNA polymerase II promoter; transcription by RNA polymerase II.